AUGAGGAUCUUCCAGGCCGGCCCUCUCGCCAUUGCGCUCUCUGUUUUUACAGGGGCUGCCUCUGCUUCAGUCUUCCAGAACCACACCUAUGACUAUAUUGUGGUGGGUGGUGGCCCUUCCGGUAUCAUCAGCGCCGAGAAGUUCGCCCAGGCCGGAAAGAAAGUUCUGCUCCUCGAGCGAGGUGUCGGACCAACCGUGGCCACCGGGAACAAUGAGACCCUCACAUGGGACCACUCAUUGACUCCCAUCGACCUUCCAGGACUGUCGGCCAACAUCGGUGCGCUCGAUGUCUGGAACCAGUACAUGUGCACCGACACUGCUGGCAAUGCUGCCUGUGUGCUCGGCGGUGGAGUAACAGUCAACUAUAUGGUCUUCGUUCAUCCGCCAGCCCGUGACUUCGACGACAAGUGGCCCGAGGGCUGGAAGUGGAAGGAUGUCGAGUCGGCUGCAGACCGACUCUACAAGCGCAACCCCGGAACCACCCUGCCCUCCGCCGACGGCAAGCGAUAUGACCAGGGUCUGUAUGAUGUGCUGUCCAAGUUCUUCAGUGGUCUCGGUUGGAAGUCGGUGGAUAUGAUCGCCGAGCCCAAUGAGAAGCACCAGAUCUACAGCUACCCGUCCUGGAACGUGCAGGACCAGAUGCGUGCUGGCCCUGUUCGCACCUAUCUCCCCGCUGCUGCCAAGCUGAGACAACUUCCACUUUGCUCUCCGAACCAAAGUGAUUCGCUUGGUCCAUCAUCACUGUUGCCCCCCCACGGUCGCGUGGUGCUGGCUGCGGGCGCUCUGUCAACUCCGCGUCUGUUGUGGAACUCUGGUAUUGGCGGCAAGGCCCAGAUCGAGACAGCGAAGAAGAGCGGAGUUGCCGUUCCUCCCAAGGCUCAGUGGAUUGACCUGCCUGUCGGUGUCGGUCUCAAGGACCACCCGAUUUUCCCGAUCACCUUCAACACCAACGCAUCAUUUGGACUUGUCGACUACGAAGGUGUACUCAAUGGAACCGACUCUCGGGAUAUCUCCCUCUACCGCAAGCACAGUGGUGUCCUAACUCAGGGCAAGCACCGCUUGAUUUUCUUCACCUCGGAGGAGAUUGAUGGCCACACCCAGUACUACCAGGGCUCGUGCGCGCCUACUGAAGAGGGCGUGGUAACCAUGACCACGUACUUGACUCACGGCCUCACCUCAUCCGGUGUCCUGGGACUUGAUGCCAGCGGGAACACUGUCAUUGAGAAGUCGCCCUACCUCCAGACUGCUGCUGACCGGAAGGCCGCCCGCACUUUUAUCCAGAAGAUGGUCAAGGAUAUCACCGCCCCAUCCACUGGCUUUGAGCUUGAGACUCACACCAAUGUUUCGGCCAUCUUGAAGGCCCAAACCCCUGGCACGCACUACGUCAGCAGUGCGAAGAUGGGUACCGAUGAUGGCCGCAAGAACGGUACUUCUGUUGUCGAUACUAAUACUAAGGUCUACGGAGUGGAUAACCUGUUCAUUGUUGAUGCCAGUAUCCAUCCUGACCUCCCGACCGGUAACAUUCAAACCGCCGUCAUGGUGGUUGCUGAAGCUGCAGCAGCUAAGAUUUUGUCGAACUAA
Penicillium mononematosum is the source of this 1581-nucleotide messenger RNA. Its product is annotated as putative cellobiose dehydrogenase. Gene Ontology annotation, molecular function: flavin adenine dinucleotide binding; oxidoreductase activity, acting on CH-OH group of donors. The transcript has 3 exons. The record is from RefSeq and is a predicted model, not a curated record. Lineage: Eukaryota; Fungi; Ascomycota; Eurotiomycetes; Eurotiales; Aspergillaceae. The coding region runs from base 1 to 1581 and encodes 526 amino acids.